AUGGCCUCUAGCCUUUCAUCAAUGUCCUCUCAGGCAUGCCCGUCGCCAAGAUGCGUCUUAUUCCACAAUGAAGACCGAUCCGUCUUCCUCAUCGACAUCCCCGCCUCGCUAGAGGGGAGCCAGUUCUUACCGGGCCAAGGUGCCGAGACAACAGGACAACCACCACAGAGACGGCUCCUCUCGGUUGACCCCGUUUCCGCACCAUUUACGCUACCAGAGCCCCGGGACCCCCAAACCAACAACCAGACGCCGGCCAGCCAGCUCGCAGACCUCAUGAUCGAGGCAGCGGUGAAGACUGCCCUCGACACGCUAAGACGGGGCUACGACGCGCCGUUUUGUCUCCCUCGUGUGAUGAGCAGCGGGAGCAGCAACGUCAGCAGCGGUCGUGAAAACAGCGCGAGCAGCCCGCAGGAUCAUCCCGCGCGCAAGGACGACAACGAUGCUGCCGCGGCUGCGGCGCACUUUAUCCCCCCAGAAUCUACGUAUCUGAACGGCUCGAUCCAGGAGACUAGAGAAUCCUUCCUUUCCACGGCGCCCAAGUUUGACCUCAUCAUCAUGGACCCUCCCUGGCCGAAUAAGUCCGCGAGGAGGAAGAAGAAGAAGACUGGCGGCUAUGCCACCGUCUACGGUCUCAAGGAGACGCGCGCGCUGCUGGAGCAGAUCCCCGUCGCCGCCCACCUCGCGGACGGCGGUCUCGUUGCGGUCUGGGUGACGAACAAGGCGACGCUGGUGGACUUGCUCACCUCGCCCAAGGGCGUCCUUGCAUCGUGGGGCCUCGAGGCCGCUGCCGAGUGGCAAUGGGUCAAGAUUACGUCGCAAGGCGAUCCCAUCUUUGACACGGAGUCUGCGUGGAGGAAACCUUGGGAGAGGCUGAUUAUUGCGAGGAAACGGGGUGACAAUAGAAAGGUGCCUGGAAGGGUCAUUGCUGCCGUCCCUGAUGUUCACUCGCGGAAGCCAAAUCUCCGUUGCAUGUUUGACGAUCUGCUGCCCCAAGGGCACCGCGGCCUCGAGGUGUUUGCACGUAAUCUGACUGCCGGGUGGUGGGGAUGGGGCAAUGAAGCUCUUCACUUUCAAGAGUCUCAUUACUGGGUCGCAUCAUCUGAAUCAAGGCAAAAUACGACUGAGAAACAUGAAUCCAAAGACACCAAAACCAAUUGA
Colletotrichum phormii is the source of this 1158-nucleotide messenger RNA. Its product is annotated as MT-A70-domain-containing protein. The coding region runs from base 1 to 1158 and encodes 385 amino acids. Gene Ontology annotation, biological process: methylation. The transcript has a single exon. NCBI's taxonomy places the organism in Eukaryota, Fungi, Ascomycota, Sordariomycetes, Glomerellales, Glomerellaceae. Gene Ontology annotation, cellular component: nucleus. The record is from RefSeq and is a predicted model, not a curated record. Gene Ontology annotation, molecular function: nucleic acid binding; methyltransferase activity.